ACACACCCAUAUAAGUGGGUUGUUCCCUGCCUAUAAAUACGCAAAAUGCAUGAGCAAUUCCUCAUACACUUUCAGACUUCUUUAAUCAUAAAUCACUCCCACACUUCAUCUAAACAAAGCUUCUUCUAAUCCAUUAAAUUAUAUCUCAUAAUCGUUAUGGCCAAGCAAAGGGUAGUGAUCAAAUUGACUAUGGAGAACCAAAAAUCAAGGUCCAGUGCCAUGAAGGUUGUAAUUGGAGUUUGCGGAGUGGAAAGUGCAGCUAUACGAGGAGAUUACAAGGAUGAAAUAGAGGUAACUGGAGAAAGGAUAGACUCAGUUAAACUCACAAGGCUGCUAAGAAAGAAAUUUUGCUAUGCAGAUUUGGUAAGUGAUAGUGAUCUGGGAAAGAAAGAGGAAAAGAAAGAAGAGGCAAUUGUGGCAUGGCUUAAUUAUGUUCCUCUUAAACUCACAAGGCUGCUAAGAAAGAAAUUUUGCUAUGCAGAUUUAGCAAGUGUUAGUGAUGUGGAAAAGAAAGAGGAGGCAAUUGUGGCAUGGCCUAAUUAUGUUAAUUGUGUUCCUCAUUAUAAUUACCCUGUGUGUGAGAUUAUAAGGAACUCGUAUCAAUACGAGGACCCUUGUAAUUGUUGUGAGAGUUUUUCAUUAGGGAAUAUUGAAAAUUGUGAGACCUUUUCUUUUCUAGCACAAUAUCGUUGUGAGAGACAAACCACAUAUUUAUCUAAAAUCUUAAGAUGAUAGGUGAUUGAGUUCUCUUACUUGUAAAUGCUCAAGUCUCCACAUUAUCAACCAAUGUGAGACUAUUAUCCACACUACCCACACUUGAUACAUUCUCAACAGUAAUUAUUCCAUCC
This is a messenger RNA of Lathyrus oleraceus (garden pea), 848 nucleotides long. RefSeq lists its product as uncharacterized. NCBI's taxonomy places the organism in Eukaryota, Viridiplantae, Streptophyta, Magnoliopsida, Fabales, Fabaceae. The record is from RefSeq and is a predicted model, not a curated record. The transcript has 3 exons. The coding region runs from base 157 to 732 and encodes 191 amino acids.